Molecule: messenger RNA, 1291 nt
Organism: Chlamydomonas reinhardtii
Lineage: Eukaryota; Viridiplantae; Chlorophyta; Chlorophyceae; Chlamydomonadales; Chlamydomonadaceae
Exons: 6
Coding region: 63-515 (150 amino acids)
Source: RefSeq, a predicted model, not a curated record
GCUAUACACGUACUCUACAUACCAAGCGUAGUACUUGAGCAAGUGCUUGCAACUCCAGAAAGAUGCUUUCGACCAUCGGCCGGUCCGCUCGCAGCGGCCAGUACCUGCUCCGGACGCUCAAUGCGGCAACUACAGUGACGCAAACCUGCAGCGCGGGCUUCGCGACAGCCGGUGCUCCUGACCGUGUGGUGGAGGUGACCAGCGACCAGGACUUCUCAGCUAAGCUGGCGGAUGUCGCAGGCAGCGGUUCGCUCAUGAUAUGCGACUUCACAGCCAAGUGGUGCGGGCCCUGCCGCAUGAUUGCGCCGGUGUUCAGCUCCCUCUCCAACAAGUACACAGACGUGACGUUUGUGAAGAUUGACAUUGACAACACCGCGCUGGGGAACACUGUCAACGACCACAGCAUUACGGGCGUGCCCACGUUUGUCUACUACAAGGGCGGACGACGCGUGGAGAGCUUCAGCGGCGCCCGAGCCGACAUGCUGGAGAGCCUCAUUCAGAAGCACGCAAAGUAGUUAGCAACAUAGUGGAGAAGCUUAGGAGCAGCUUCGGAGUAAUGAGCUAAAUGUGCGGGCGCAUGGCGCAGAGGCGUGUUGUGUCGAGGCAGGUAUUUCUGGGCGUGAAUGUGGUGUCUGAGCAUGUGGCGUGUACCGAUGGAACGCCAGCAGUGUCUGGUGUCGUUGUGUCUGGUGUGGUUGUGUGCAGCUGCUAGCAGGCCAGAAUGAGAGGAGAGCGUUGGCGCUGACGGAAAUGUGGAAUUCAAGGCUUAGGCAGGGGUGGGGUCGGGUGGAGACGCGGGCAAUGUGAUGGAGACGGACGUAGAUUUGGAGGUGGGGGCGUCCCAGUUACAGCGCCGCAAUGGGCACCAGUUGGGGUGUUCAGAUUUCAAGGGAUGUUGCGUUUAUGAAUGGCCCUCGUUCCUGGCCCGUAGCCACGGUCUGGAGGGUGGAUUGCUGCGGCUCCUGAAGUGCAGCAGUGGUGUUGCGGGUCCCAUCUACUUACUGCACAUGAGUUAUGGAAACUUGCACAUGGGUCAUGCGAGCUAUGCGUGUUACGGUGUUGCAGCAGGUGGGACAGGGCCUGCAUGUCAUUGGCUCGGCAUCAGUGUGUGGGCACGUGAUGAUGUAUGGGGCAGGGCAAGGUUUGACCAGCUCAGGGGAUGAACGCCGGCUCUGGAUGUGGGGCUGUGAGUGGCUGUAAGGGCACGUCCGCAACCAUGACCCGAUCCUGUAUGGUAUAGGCCUUUUCGGUUGCUGCGGCUAUGCCCCACCAUCUGUUAACCUCUUGCGGG